AUGUCUUUCUCACUGAUGGAUUUUGAUGAUGUGAUGUCAUCAAAAGGUAUUUUUGUCCUAAACUAAUGUAUUAAUUAGUCAUAGCAAGUAUGCAUUUGGAAAAUCAACCCACUAAGGGACAAGGGUAUAUCAGGGUGGUAGACGGAAUAUAUUUCCUGAUGUGCCCUUAGGAUUAACCAAUGACUUGGCCCAGGGACAAGUCCACCUGGGUUUAUUACCUGCAGAUUAAAUUUGUCUAAUAUUAUGGAGAAUAAAUGCUGUACAUGUGUGCCCUUAUGUCCUCUGACAUACUGGCACUGAACACAGGUUUUCCAUAUUAAUUUUAGUUAACCAAUUAACUGGCAAUGCACCUGGAAUGUGCUUACUUUAGUAUCUUGCUCUGCCUAGUGCCACACAAUUUUGCUCAUCAGUGGAAGAGAACUGCCAGUUAAUGAGACUGGUUAUCAUAAAUUAAUAUGUAUAUUUUUCUAUUUCAGGUAGUCAUACAAUUGGCAUUGUUAAAGGGCAGGAAAGUUAUGAUCUGUUGAAAAAUUCCUUUUCAGAUAUAUUUUCAGUAGUGAAUGAUAUAAUCAAGGAAGGAAAAAUCAGGGUAGAUGACAUCGAUGUUCCAGUUGAGAUCUUCCUUGGUGGCGAUUAUAAGGUAAUUAAGGUUGUAUUUCAAGGCAGUUUUCUUACCAGUUGCUGAUGGAAUGUUAUAAAUAUUUUUAGUUUCUUCUUUUAUUCCUGGGGAUGAAAGGUGCCACAUCGGAUGAAAGGUGCCACAGCUGUGGAGUUAGUUUCAAAGUGUGGGAAAAGAACAACGCAAAUGGUGGAGCAAGUGGCACGUAUGAUUUUACGAGCCUCAUGGGUACUGAUAAAAAACUUCUUCUAAAAAACCUCCCAGAAAAAUUAGAUGGUGUUGUCAAGACAGAUUCCAGUGAGACCGUGAUAAAUCCCUGGAAGGUUAGUUAGUGGUUUACUUGUACCUGUAUGUUACAUGUAGAUGCACUCUAGCAGAUUCAAAAUCGAUCUGGACUGAAUGGAUUUGAAUUUUUUUCAGAAAAUAUAAUUAUGAUAACAUUUCCCAAUUUUAUGAAUAAUUGCAGAAUUCCUCUGAACUAUACACAAUGUUAGACAAACAAGAACCAUCUGAUGAUUUUGUUGCUAACUACUUUGAAAAG
Molecule: messenger RNA, 1160 nt
Organism: Paramuricea clavata
Lineage: Eukaryota; Metazoa; Cnidaria; Anthozoa; Malacalcyonacea; Plexauridae
Source: the annotation of a GenBank genome assembly